CUAGUAGAAAAUUGCUAGAUUCCGGUAAACUCCGGUAGAUUUUGGUAGUAUCCGGUAUUUCUAGUAACCGGAAACCCACUUCCUGUGUUGACACGAUAAUGAAAACAAACGAUACUUGACAGAUUUGCAAUGUACUGGUUUAAGUCCAAGCGCAGUGUUUUUAAUGGAGCCCUACGACUUGAAAGUACAGCAGCUCACGUUUAAUGAAGACCAAAUUCAGGAUGGCAGCCUAGACUCGUUCAGCAAUGUGGUACACUACGACUCAGCUUUGAUUGAUCAUCACACUGGCAAGAAACCUAGCACAAAUCAGAUAUCCAACUCCAACCAGUUUGCUUGGUCAAGUUCAACCAAUCACAGGCCCCUGAGGGCAUCACAUGAUCAACUGCAGUCACCUUUGACCUCUGAAAUAGCCCAUCCCAACAAAGCUCCUAACCCUUUGGGCAGAUUCCUUCCUACCCCUUUCCAAAGCACUUGUGCAGCUAGUGCCAAGUGCGAUACCUCAUUAGCAUCAACAACCAAGGGAGAGGAAUACGCAUUGGAAAUCAACAAGUUGAUAAAAGACGUUUAUUCAGAAAUUGCAGUUCCCUUUGCACCGCUUGUACAGCGAACGACUAUUCCUGAUUGGAUAUAUCUGCAAGAUAACAAUACAUUUGGUCGGGCACCUCAACACUUCAUUGCCCAGCCUAGCAAGGUCAAGGUCACCCACGUGUAUAACCAGGUUGUGUGGUCACAGGGGGUUGUGCCCAGCAGUCCAGGGUCAAAACCCACCUCCAUCACAACAUUUGAUUUGUCACAACAUAGCUUCCCAUCCAGCACUGUUGGCCAUACUUUGAACAAACCGAUUUUUCAAGGUGUCAACGAGAUUUCCACUCUUAAACAGGUUGUAACAAACACUACAGCAGUGAAAUCAUACCAGUCGGGUGGUCAGAUUUACAGAAUGGCCUCAAGUAAUGGAAAACCAGUUCCCAGCACUGGGCAACCAGUCGGAGAUUCAAGGCCACAGUUUGAGAUGAGAAGUGGGGAACCAUUUGAAUCAGUUGCAGAGGCAUUGCAUCUGCAGCAGUCUGUCAUAGGUCACAGGCCUGGCUUGACUCCGGUCUCAGCUGAUGUGGUGGCUCAGAUUGUGAAGGAAGCCGAGCGGAAAAUCAAAAUGGGAUUGACGCCUCCCAUAAAUGUCAAUGCUAAGCCAGAAACAGUUCAGUCAGGUGCAGAUGUACAAAAACCAUUCAGCUUUCCACCACUACCCCAUAUUCCAGACUUGGCAUUAUCCAAAGAGCUGUUACGCAAACAUGGGCUGGGUGUAGGGCUUACAGUUCAACCCGGGGCAUCUCAUAACUAUGCUGAUAUCUCUAAUCAGUCAACUGCAAGUUCUGAGACUUUGAGAUUAUCUUCUCCUGAAAAUAGACAUUUAUCAGGACUUGUGACUGUCUCAGAUAUUUUACCAGAUGACAAUCAGAGUGUAAGUUCUAACAGUGAGCUUGAAAAUUUCAAUGACAAUGCCACUGAUAGUUUUCUGCAGUCUUUACCACCAUUUCGGCAUGUUAACCUGAUGGAUAUACUGCCAGAAUCCACCAACAGAACUGGCAUGCGUCAUUCUCCACCUGUAAAGGAAUCAUCCUUUAGGCCUGUGCAAUUUACUCGAGAGCUCACUCCUAAAGCUUCGGAAAUGAAAGGUGAAGCAUAUGCAUUUGUAAAUGAUAGUGGUGUGUACUCAACUUUGAAUUCUAGCCCUGUUUCUGCAUCAAGUGCUACUGGAACCAAAUCUCUUUUUGUAAUUCCUAAGCCUGGGCCAUUAUUUCAUAGCACACCACGUAGAGAUUUUCAAAAUGAUCAGUUAUCAAAAUCUUUGCAAACCCAACCUUCCAUACAAAGUAGCUCAUCUGAUAAAAAUGGUUUACUGGAAGAUGUGAAAAGGGAAAAGGCCAAGCUGGAAGGUCAGUUAGAAAUGCUUAACAUGGAAGCCCAAGCAACACUUCAAGAAAGAGCUGAACUUCAGGCUCAGGUUGCAUCGUUAAAACUGAAACUGAUGGGUCAGAAGACUCACAGACAUGACACAGAGAAAGACAUGCUAAAAGCUGAUCUGGAGAGCUUGAAGCAAUUGAGAAUAUCAUUGGAAGGCUCAUUGAUGAUCUGCAACUGUCAGUUGGAAGAAAAAUCUGAGGAAGGCCGGAGUCUGCAAGAGGAGUUGAGUCAAUCUCAGGACCAGAUGGACAAGUUGAAUCUCAAAAUGAAGGAAAUGAGAGAUGAUGUCAAAACUAAGGAAAUGACGAUUCAAGCCUUGAAAAACAAAAUUGCUGAACUGUAUGUAGAGGUUCAGUCAUCCAUUCAUGUCAAAAUGGAGGCUGAUAGUGAGACAAGAGCAGCCAAAAGUGAGCUGUUGUCCCUUCAGAGCUCAAAAGAAUGGUACCAGCAGCAGCUAGAGUUAGCUACUAGAGCUCGUUCAGAGUUACAGAAGGACCUGACACUUCUGCAGGCUCAAGCCUCUUCCCAGUCAAGCAUAAUCGAAAGAUUGAAGACAGAAAAUACCAGGCUUAGACAACAGUUUACUGACAUACAAAAUAGGGCUUUGAAAGAGAAAGAAAUAUUAGCUAAGCACUUGGAAGCUAUUGAAAGUGAUAUGAUGGAUCGGGAAGCUGCUUUCCAGGAAAUUCAGAGGGAAAGGUCAUUUCUCGAAGAUGCUUUCAGCAAUAAAAUUCAGACUGCUGAAGAUGAAAAGAAUAGAAUAUCUUUGUUGAUGCAGAUGACAAAUGAUCUGGAAAACCAGUUAGAAAAAGCGCAUGUUGAUUUGAAGAAAAAGCAAAAUCAAAUUGUUCAGCUUGAAAAUGAAAAUAUUGAACUAAUGAAGAAAUUAAAUAUAUCUCAAGAAACUGUUAGUGAAAAAGAGAAUGUUGUUGAAGAACUGAAACAUGAUUUGAUAAAAUUAGAGGAUAAACUGAAAGCAUUUCAGAAAAGUAUUGUUAACAAAGAUACAGAGUUAUUGAAACAUAAAGAGGAAAAGGCUAAGAUAGAAAUUGCACUAAAUGCAGCAUUACAAGAAAAAGAAUCAGUUGAUAAAUCGUUGGAUAAUUUGAAAUCAGACAUGGGUAAGGUUGAAAAAAGUUUUAAGAUGAUGAGACAAGAAUUAAACUCAAAGUCAGCUGAAGUUCACACAGCCAAGUCAAGUAGUAAGGCAACCCUGGAUCACAUUGAGACAUUGAAAACUGAUCUUGAAAAUGAAAGGAGAAAGUAUGAACUGGCAAAGUCAGAGUUUGGCAAUAAAAAUGAAUUAUUGCAAGAUUUACAGGGUCAGAAAAUCAACCUAGAAAGUGAAGUGACAAUCUUGCGGGAGAAAAUUGUUGCCAUGGAAGCAUCACAUGAUGAGAUUGCUAAAGAUAAGCAAAUUCUGGAUUCUGAAUUAAAUGCAACUCGAGAAAAAUUGGAAGAACUGAAAAUGAAAUUUGAGGCUGAAGCUAAAACUGAAAAGGGAAAAAUGCAAUUAUCUAGUAAUGACAACGAAGAAUAUGCAAAGAUGCAAGAGCAACAGGAAAGUCUUAGAGAGAAACUUGCUGCAUCAGAAAAAGAUUCGAAAAAAGAUUUAUUGAAACAAAAAGCGAGAGUUGCUAAGUUGAACCAAGAUCUAAAUGCUGUGAAAACAGAAUUAAUGGAACGUCAGAAAACAUUUGAUGACAAUAUUGAGGUGUUGAGUGAGAAGUUAAGAGAGAUGGCCUUAGAGAAAGACAAACUAGAGACAGAGUUGACGAUGACACACAGGAAAUACGAGUUCAGUAUGCUGGAACAGAAGGACCAGAUUGGAACUGAGUUGCAGAACCUGGCCUCAGAGCUACAGCAAGUACGACUUGAGAAGCAAGAACUGAAGUCUCAAUACAUGGCAUUGCAGCAUGCGAGGGACCAGGACCUGCACCAGUACCAACAACAGCUUGAAGCCAUGGGUGAGGAGCUACGGCUGAGCAGGGAGAUGGAGGUGGAGUCAACAAUCACUGUGGAGGCCAACCAAGCCCUGCAGCUGGAACUGGAGAAGGAGAAAGGAAGACUUGCAGGCCUGAUGCAGAGUAACGCUACAUUGAAGCACCACGUCUCCCAGCUAGAGGAGGCCCUGGCAUCCCGUGAGAGCACGCUGGUGGAGAUGCAGACAGCAUGGGGUGAGCAGGCCAGGACUCAUGAGAGAUCCGUGCAUGAGAAUCUCCGCCGAGUACAGGUCCUAGAGGAGAGCCUGAAGAUGGAGAAGGAUGGUCAGCGGGACUUGAGGAAACAGAUUGGUAUAAAAAUAACAGAAAACAAAAAGUUGAAGAGGCAGAAUGAUGGGCUUAAGCAGGAUGUAGAGACGCUUCGACAAGACUUGGCCCAGCGUGUACAGGAAGUGGGCAUUCUGCAGGGUGAGCUGGAAACCAGCAAGCAAAAUGUUCUUAGUCAUCAGUCAGAAAUGGCCGCUAUUGAGGCUGAGAGCAAGUCGAUUCAGAGAGAAUUAGAGAGGGUACAACAACAACUGAGGGAUAGUGUGAGCCGGGAACCAGUCAUCUUGGAGCAGAUCAAGGGCCUUGAGUGGAAACUGGAGCUUAAGAGCAGAGAGUUGACCGCAGUACAGGAGCAGCUGGCAGUGUCAGAGGAACGACAGCUGGCUGAGAUGGGCGCAGUCAGACACCUUCUGCAGGAGAAGACUGGAGAAAUUGAGAAUUUGAAGAUGGAGUCGUCUGCCUUGAAACACGACAAACAGUCACAGCAGGCCAAACUGUCAGAGCUGAGGAGUGCGCUCAAGUCUUCCAUUCAUUAUCACAAGUUAACCAAGAAGUUUGUUCAUCUGACAGGCCAUGUGGGCGAAGGUGACUCUCCGGGUGUUGAGUUACCUCCCCUGCCCUUUGACCUGGAGGAUAUGGAUCGUCUGCUACAGGAAACCACUGUACGCGCCCUGGAGAGCAAGCCCCUUGACAACCUUCAGAACUGCCUGUUGAAUCUACGCUCAGAGAUCUCUGGCUUACAGAGUCAGAUGGAAGUACACAGCACCACCAUACAGUCCUCCAACCACUCCUGGAGUUCCAUAGAGCAGCAGGUUCAGGAGCUGUGUACAGUGGUGCAAACUCUGACCCAGACCAGUGCUGCCACGGCAACAACAGACUCACUGGCUGCUGCAGCUGUGGACAUGGCCAACGGCAUCAUAAACAUAUAAGCCUUAUUCUGAGUAAAUUGGGCUUAAUGCAUGUGCGGAAACUGUCCUCCCAGAUUAGCCUGUGCAGGUUGCAGUUUCCACCUGAACUGUUUUUUAUGCCCCCGAAGGAGGGCAUAUAGUAAUCGGACCGUCCGUCUGUCUUUCCGUCACACUUUGCGUUUAGGUUUUUGCGUUUAGGUUUCGAAAAAGGCUCAUAACUUCUAUGUCCCUUCAGAUAGCAACUUGAUAUUUGGCAUGCAUGUGUAUCUCAUGGAGCUGCACAUUUUGAGUGGUCAAGGUCAUCCUUUAAGGUCAAAGGUAAAAAAAACAAAUCCAAGGGAAGUAAUAAGCUUCAAAUGGAGAUAAUUAUCUGUACCUGCCAAAUGAUAAAAAACAAUUAAUAAAUAAAAGCGGCGCAGUAGGGGGCAUCGUGUUUCUGACAAACACAUCUCUUGUUUUAUUACAAAAGACUUCCUUUCAAAGAAAAAUUCCAUAAAAACAUAUGGUGUUGUCCCUGAACAGCCUGUGCAGACUGCACAGGCUAAUCUGGGACAAAACUAAACACACAUACUAUAAGCCCAGUUUUUCGAGGCGUGGCUCAUAGAGAUGCCAUAUCGUCUAUUGUUCAUACUUCUGUUACAUACAAAUGUACAUGAAGGGUGCUUGGGGAGUUAUUGACCAUGCAUUUUUCUUUAUAAUGCUAUGCUGAUUGUGUCUUUCUACUAAUAUGUUGCUCUCAGAAUGUCAAAUUGUUGAUAAAAUAUAAAGAAAUAAGAAUAUUACCUUAUUGGAAAGUAAUCCUUUAACCCGUUGUUUUGUUGGUCAAUGACAUGUUCGGAUAUGUAUCUUCGUAAUAGUGCAUGCCACUUAAACUAAUGACACCACCUCAAGGGCUACUGAUAUUUGUUGUGUUAGGUUUUGUUGUAAUGUAUGUAAGGGAUUUCUUUGAAGGAAAAUUUAAAUCACCAUAUAAGUGUGUGCGUGUGUGUAAUGUUAAUCAAUUUGUAAAUUUUCAAAGCCCAUUAACACCACAAAUCAACAUAUAUUUCGUACCAUAUUUUGCAAAGUAAACAAAUAAAAAAUCAAUGUUCCUUAUAGCGAUAGUCAAAAUUUCAAUGCUAGAUGUGGUCUGGUAACAUAGAUUUAGCGCAAUACAAAAUGCUUGUUUUUGUCACAAUAUUUUCCAUGUAAAUUUUCGUCUACGAUAUCCAAAAUUUACAAGCAAAUGCAAGAUUGGCUUUGGAAGCACGACAAAGUUUUCAUAAAUACGUCAUUGUUCCGACACUGCCCUAAGCCAGUUGCUUGUGUGCCCGAAAAUGUUCAGAUAUCGUGGCGGGACUUAACAUGGAAUAUAUUGUCACUCAAAAAAUAAAAACGAGCAUUUUUUAUCUGUUUAAUUCUUUGUUAACAUACCACAUCUUGCAUUGAAAUUUUGGCUAUUGCUAUAAGAACACUGAUUAUUUUAGGUAAACUUUAUUUUACAGACUAUUUUGUAAAAUAUUUGUUGAGUUUGAUUAUUAAUGUUACUUUAAGCUGCUUUUUGUUGUGUUAAUGAUUUUAUAUAAACUUAUUUAUUUCAUGUUAUUUAUUUACUAUUUCUUUAAGAUCUUUUUAAUUGUUAUGUGAUUCAUUUGCCAUAUUAGAAACUGGUCAUAUAUUAUUCUGUUUAGUGUUAGUAAUCAUGGUAUUCAUUAUUAUGUGUUUCAAGGGUUCUGCGUAAAUCUGUUGUAUCUGCUUCUAAUUGUUUAUGUGACACAAGCAGUGUCUUGCUAGGUAUCCGGAGAAGCGCCCCCUUAUUUUAAAGGUGGCGGAGAGGUGCCCCCCCCAUCAAAUCGGUAGGGGCGGAGAACUGCCCCCCUGUCAGAAUUUAGUAGGCGGAUAUCUGCCCCCCCCCCCCCAUCAAAUCUGUAGAGGCGGAGAACUGCCCCCCGAUGUCAUAUUAGUUAUUAGUUACGUAGUGAAAACAAUACUUACGGGUAAUUUUACGUUAUCGCCGUACACAUUUUAUCCGGUAAUAAUUGAAUUUCAGUACAAGUAUAUUACCAUUUAUCGAACUGAAUAACACAAAUUGUCUUGAGGCAUGUGAUAAUACUGUUUAAGGCCCUUAGUGCGCAUCUGCACCACUCACUAUACAUGAAUGCCAUGUAAAAGUCGUGUUUUAAUAAGAGCGCGAAACAUAGUCGAAAUCCACACAGGAAACGCGUGCGUGUUAAUACUGGCCAAGUGUCGCAACUAAAUAUAGACGUGCAACUCAGUACUUAUGGAGGAAAAGUUACAUCGGAAUUAAUUUUCAUUAUAAAGAUAGUAUUGACCCAUGGAAAAAAAACGUAAAUUUACGUAUAAAAAGGGAAAUUAAUAGGCAAAGCAAAGGCAUUAAUUUAGCUGACUUGAAGAAAAAAGUAGAGUGAAGUCGAAUUUAUAAUCAAUUUAUUUAUGUUGUUUAGUUAAUUCAUGUGUCAUACAAAAUGACAUACAUAAAUACACACAUUACGGCAACAGUUUGCAUUUUGAGCAGAUCAUGUCGACAUGCCAAACAAACAAAAUCGGUAACAGUUGCUUUAAUUAGCAGCUAAUUAGGCAGGCAGAGAACUUGUUACCGUUAACGAUAAGCACAGCGAUCUUUUAAUUGGUAGACCGGACCGACCUUUAUUGUUAAGAACUUGUUAGCUUUGAAUAAAGCCGCAUACGGGUUUAUUAUAUUGAACCGUCCAAAUCCGUAAUUGGCGAAAACAAACAAAUAAAUUAUUGUUUUCAGCUUGCAUAAGGAUGGAUUAAAUUGCAUGCUAAUUGUUUGUUUUACUUACGGGGAAAAUAUCAAAUAAUUCAGCCGAGAAAACUUUUUAUUAGCAAAAAGUGAUUUGUUUUUCUUUGUUCACAUAGACGAAAAUCACGUGAUUAUCAAGAUGGCGACGUCCAUGCCGAGGCAGGUUUUUUUUGCCGUUUUAUAACUUUUAUUACUUGUACAACUUUAUAUUACUUUUGAAAUUUCACUCAAUUUCCAGACAUAAUAGCAAGAAAGUUACUGGCGUUAUUGUCAUUAUAAUACUCGUUUUAUAUAUCGCCGCGAAAUUUCUUUAAUUAGGGGGCACUUCUCCGGGUCAUCAAUUCUGACAGGGGGGCAGUUCUCCGCCCCUUAUUAUUAAUCGGCAGGGGGGCAGUUCUCCGCCCUAUAAAAAACAGUGAGGGGGCAGUUCUCCCCCCAGUGAAAAAUCUUUGGGGGGCAGUUCUCCGGGGGGGCACUUCUCCUAGGGUCACAUCAAUAUGUGGCCAGCAUAGCUCCAGUUCUUGAGUAUUCUGAACCUUUGCUGAUCGAACAUGGAAUAAGACCCAUUUUGUGUUCCAGGUAAAGCAAUAGCUUCCAACUCAACCCUUGAUAUGUUAAAGCUGAUCUCAAUUUUAUUCAUGAUAAGAUGAUAACGCCAGGUCUGCAUUUAAGAAUCUGCUAUGUCUCAUAAAGAAAGGAGCCUUAUUGUAUGAGAUUGGUAUUUCUGCGCAUAGUCUUAUAUAUCAGUACUUCAAAAUUGUUUGCUUUUUUAUUUAGGCAUUUUAUUUAAAUUUGGGGAGAUUAUUUUAGUAUGUAUUUCAAGUUGUAUUUUAAUUGCAUUUUAAAUGGAAAAUAAUCAAUGUAAAUAAAUGCAGCUUCAAGUUUUUGGAAGUUGAUUUGUCACAUACUAUGAUAAAAUAUUCUUUAUGUUAAAAAGAGCCUAUCACCAUGUUUUGUAUUUGGUUCUAAUUCAGAUAAUAAAUAUAUUGUAAUAUGUAUGAGUAAUCGCUGUGCACUAAAUAUGCUGGUAUAUUAUGAAUGUGCGUUUUGUCUGUAAAUGAAAACUAGUGUUCUGUUUGAAUUUAUUUUAAUCACCUGUCUCAAGAAAAUGGUGUUCAAAAAAGAACCAAGAAAUGCUGUCUGCCAUUUCUUAACCACUCUAGUCAGUUGACUGUUUUCAUGCAAUUGAUAAAUAGGAUUGAAAACAUGUCUUAUAUUGAAGACAUACCAUGUUUGUUUGUUCCCUUUCUGUUAGUCUAAGGCUGAUGUGCAAGGAUGAAAUAUAAUUUGAUAAUCCAUUUGUACACAUUAAAGAAAACAAUUUGUUAACACUCCAGAGGCCACAUUUAUUUCCAAAUCUUAAUGAACUUUGGUGAGAACAUUUUGGUCCCAUUGAUGUCUCAGCCAAAUGUGAAACUUAGUCACUUGGUGUCAAAAACUAGGUUAUGUAGUAAAAUUAAAUACAAAAAGUUAGCACUCUGGAGUCAAUUUUCCAAAUCUUCAUUAAACAUAGUGAGAACAUUUGCCAAAUAAUAUUUAGGAUGUGUUUGAAACUGGUUUAUAUGGGGUCAAAAGUAAGGAUCACGGAGUCAAAUUAUAAGAAAAAGCAUGUGCACAUAUGUUGUUAAUAUUUUCACAAUCUCAGACCAUUACACAAGUGUAUGGUUCUGUGUGGGGUUACAAUAUUAUUGCGGUUUGUUUGAAAAUGUGGUGUUUAUGCAGUUUUCUUUAAAAGUACAAUGUGAAACCUUGUUUACACUUUCUGCUAAGACUAGUUCUUUGGGUUCUCAGGUGAGCGCCUUAAAGUCUUUUGUUAAAUUUUAAGGUUAAACCAACAAUAUGAACAGGUCAUCAAACAGUUUGCCAAAUUAAAAAAUUAACUUAUAAUUUUUAUUGGCAAAACAACCCCAUUUAUUUACAUAUACCAAUUACUGAAAACCAUUUAAAUUGCAUUUAUGUUUUUUUAUGUUUAGCAAUAGAUGUUCGCUGCAUUAGACAGCAUUUAAUACAUUAAAAGUCAUGUUGAUAUACAGUUUAAAAAAUUGUUAUAUUUGGGAUUCAAUUAAAUUUGUUUUCUUUUCUAUUAAAAGAAAGCACAGUACACAAAGGGAAGUAUAUUGAAAUCUUACUUCAACUUUGUGCUCAUCUUCAUGGUCAUGUUUAAGAUGUAUGAAAUUGCUUUAGAUUAACUGUUGUAAUUUAUCUCUUUCUAAAAAGGCACAAGAUGUUUUUUACAUUUGGAGGGAAAAUAAAAAGUGAAACAAUAA
Messenger RNA from Dreissena polymorpha, 10171 nucleotides. RefSeq names its product golgin subfamily A member 3-like. NCBI's taxonomy places the organism in Eukaryota, Metazoa, Mollusca, Bivalvia, Myida, Dreissenidae. The record is from RefSeq and is a predicted model, not a curated record.